AUGCUUCCCAGCGCCUCGCGGGAGAGACCCGGCCAUAGAGCAGGAGAAGUGGCGGCCCCUGACUUGCUGGAUCCUAAAUCUGCCGCUCAGAACUCUAAACCGAGGCUCUCGUUCUCCACGAAACCCACCGUGCUUGCUUCCCGGGUGGAGACUGACACGACCAUUAAUGUUAUGAAAUGGAAGACGGUCUCCACGAUUUUCCUGGUGGUCGUCCUCUAUCUGAUCAUCGGAGCCACAGUGUUCAAAGCGUUGGAGCAGCCUCACGAGAUUUCCCAGAGGACCACCAUUGUGAUCCAGAAGCAGACGUUCAUUUCCCAGCACUCCUGUGUCAAUUCGACUGAGCUGGACGAACUCAUCCAGCAAAUAGUGGCAGCAAUAAAUGCAGGGAUUAUACCUUUAGGAAACACCUCCAAUCAAAUCAGUCACUGGGAUUUGGGAAGUUCCUUCUUCUUUGCUGGCACUGUUAUUACAACCAUAGGAUUUGGAAACAUCUCACCACGCACAGAAGGGGGAAAAAUAUUCUGUAUCAUCUAUGCCUUACUGGGAAUUCCCCUCUUUGGUUUUCUGUUGGCUGGAGUUGGAGAUCAACUAGGAACCAUAUUUGGAAAAGGAAUUGCAAAAGUGGAAGAUACAUUUAUUAAGUGGAAUGUUAGUCAAACCAAGAUUCGAAUCAUCUCAACAAUCAUAUUUAUACUGUUUGGCUGUGUACUCUUUGUUGCUCUGCCUGCAAUCAUAUUCAAGCACAUAGAAGGCUGGAGUGCCCUGGACGCCAUUUAUUUUGUGGUUAUCACUUUAACAACCAUUGGCUUUGGCGACUACGUUGCAGGUGGAUCAGAUAUUGAAUAUCUAGACUUCUAUAAGCCUGUCGUAUGGUUUUGGAUCCUUGUAGGGCUUGCUUACUUUGCUGCUGUCCUGAGCAUGAUUGGAGACUGGCUCCGAGUGAUAUCAAAAAAGACAAAAGAAGAGGUGGGAGAGUUCAGAGCCCAUGCUGCUGAGUGGACAGCCAACGUCACGGCCGAAUUCAAGGAAACCAGGAGGCGGCUGAGCGUGGAGAUUUACGACAAGUUCCAGCGUGCCACCUCCAUAAAGCGGAAGCUCUCCGCAGAACUGGCUGGAAACCACAACCAGGAGCUGACUCCCUGUAGGAGGACCCUGUCAGUGAACCACCUCGCCAGCGAGAGGGAUGUCUUGCCUCCCUUACUGAAAACUGAAAGUAUCUAUUUGAACGGAUUGACGCCACACUGUGCAGGCGAGGAAAUUGCUGUUAUUGAGAACAUUAAAUAG
This is a messenger RNA of Mesoplodon densirostris (Blainville's beaked whale), 1284 nucleotides long. It is a transcript of the gene KCNK2, whose product is annotated as potassium two pore domain channel subfamily K member 2. Gene Ontology annotation, cellular component: membrane. The record is from RefSeq and is a predicted model, not a curated record. Gene Ontology annotation, molecular function: potassium ion leak channel activity; outward rectifier potassium channel activity. Gene Ontology annotation, biological process: stabilization of membrane potential; potassium ion transmembrane transport. The transcript has 7 exons. Lineage: Eukaryota; Metazoa; Chordata; Mammalia; Artiodactyla; Ziphiidae. The coding region runs from base 1 to 1284 and encodes 427 amino acids.